Messenger RNA from Oryza sativa Japonica Group (Japanese rice), 2253 nucleotides. RefSeq lists its product as uncharacterized. Gene Ontology annotation, molecular function: cyclase activity. Lineage: Eukaryota; Viridiplantae; Streptophyta; Magnoliopsida; Poales; Poaceae. The record is from RefSeq and is a predicted model, not a curated record. Gene Ontology annotation, biological process: sesquiterpene biosynthetic process.
AGAAGUCCUCGUUACGCCUUUCCCUGUCUCCUCCUCCUCUUCUUCGGUUCUUCCUCCGCCCCACUCCACCCAAUCCUGAAUCCGCCCCCCCCCCCCCCCCCCGAAGCAGCAGCGGCGGCGGCUGGCGGGAGGAGGAAGGCAAGGAUCCGGCGGGGAGAGGCCGCCUCUCUUUCCCUUCCUUCGCGUCCGUCGUCCUGCUUGCUGCGGCCUGCAGCUGAGCUUGGCGGACAAUAAUACAUAUGCUUGUCCUUGCAAACCUAUAGUACAGCGAUCCUUUCUGUGGAACAUUGCAUCAGUCUAGAAAUAGAUUGGAAAGGGGUUUAGCUUGCGUAUACUAUCUGAGACUCUGGCUCGACAGAAUGGUCUCCAAUGGUAAUGAAGAUCUUAAAGCGGAUGUUGAACUAGUAGAGUCGACAACAGUGGACAAUGAUACUGGAGCCCCAGGUGCCAGUACUCUUCCUACUCAAGGUGUUCCACGACAAGGGAAGCAGCGGAAUGGGUUUCUGAAUUUCUGUAAUCGCUUUUCCAGUGGUGACAGGUUUAAGAAGUUGGGUCCUUCGCCUUCAUUCAAGUUUCGACAGCUUGCACUUGAGCGAGAUGAGUUCUCACGUUCCAUCCACUCUGACAGCCAUGAUAAUCAUGAGCACUUCCAGUUUAUCAGGAAAAUUAAUUGGGGCCAUCUGUGGGUAAUGUGCAAGGAUUGGAUAAAAGAGCCUCUUAAUAUGGCCCUUUUUGCUUGGAUUGCUUGUGUUACUGUAUCUGGUGCAAUACUAUUCCUUGUCAUGACUGGAAUGCUCAAUCGUGCAUUGCCUAGCAAAUCACAAAGAGAUGCCUGGUUUGAAGUAAACAACCAGAUUUUGAAUGCAUUAUUCACACUCAUGUGCCUUUAUCAACACCCAAAGCGGAUAUAUUACUUUGUGCUGUUGUGUCGAUGGGAGCAAAAGGAUGUUUUGGUCCUUAGAAAAACAUAUUGCAAAAAUGGAACAUACAAGCCCAAUGAAUGGAUGCACAUGAUGGUGGUUGUGGUCCUCCUUAAUUUGAACUGCUUUGCUCAGUAUGCCUUAUGUGGUCUCAACCUAGGAUACCGCAGAUCUGAACGACCUCCUAUCGGUGUUGGCCUGACCAUUUCCGUUGCUAUCGGGGCAGCGGCAUUUGCUGGAUUGUAUAACAUUAUCAGUCCUCUUGGGAAGGAUUAUGACACAGAACUGACUGAAGUUGACCAAGAAGCACAAACUGAACUCACCAGGCCAGCAACCUCACGAACAUCACUUGAAAAGAGAUACUCUUUCAUUCAAAGUGAAGAGCGCCGUUUUGUGGAGAGUAGGCCUGAGUGGGUUGGUGGACUAAUGGAUUUCUGGGACAAUAUAUCUCUUGCCUACCUGUCAAUUUUCUGCAGUUGCUGUGUGUUUGGAUGGAAUAUGCAGAGGCUUGGAUUUGGUAACAUGUAUGUCCAUAUUGCUACAUUUAUGCUCUUUUGCCUUGCUCCGUUUUUCAUCUUCAACCUGGCUGCUGUCAAUAUUAACAAUGAAAACCUUCGAGAAGCAUUAGGGCUUACCGGUCUCGCACUUUGCUUUUUCGGCUUACUGUAUGGUGGCUUUUGGAGAAUACAGAUGAGGAAGAGAUUUAACCUACCUGCGAACAACUUCUGCUGCCGCAGUGCAGAAGCCACAGAUUGCUUCCAGUGGUUGUGCUGCUCCUCAUGCUCCCUUGCCCAGGAGGUGAGAACUGCUGAUUAUUAUGAUAUUGCUGAAGAUAGGUCAUAUACAGAGCAGAUUACUGCGAGAAGCCAGCAUGUAAUGACCCCAUUGUCGCGCGAAGAUGGUUUGCCUCUUUUUAGGUCAAAUCCAGGUUCGCCAUACAGGAGCAGCACUGCUAGUCCAUCGAUCUUCAUUAUGGAGAGUCCAUCAGCUCCACGGAGAUCACCUGGACCUAGCCCUCUGGGGGGUUCGCCGACAAUGGGCGACAGGACAAUGAAGGCGCCUACUCCAUCUGUUCUCCACAGAGACGGUGAGCCCGAAUUGUAGUACCGGGAAAUGCAAUGAAGCAUUAGUUAUCCUGAGUCUAUUUUGUAUAUUUGAUGUAAAGAAAACUACCAUACACCUUUUUUUUUUCAUCUGCAGCUUCCAUGCAACUGCCAUUGCUUAUGAAAUGUAUAGACUAGACCAUCAUUUCAGUUCAGUUCUGUACUACUCUGUAAGAUUUCUUUUUGAGGUGAAGUGAAUGGUAAGCGAGAGUUGUCAAUUUACUAUCCAA